Messenger RNA from Stylonychia lemnae, 315 nucleotides. The record is from the annotation of a GenBank genome assembly. NCBI's taxonomy places the organism in Eukaryota, Ciliophora, Spirotrichea, Sporadotrichida, Oxytrichidae.
AUGGAGGUUGACAAAGAUAUUCCAGAUGAAACUUUUGAUGAUUCUUAACACUUUGAAAAUAAGAGAAUAUUAGUCAAAGAAAAUGAGGAAAACAAAUCAUAAAACAUUGUGUAAGAGAUUAAGAAAGAAGCUAGUAUUGCUGUUUAAAGUUUUAGAGAACAAUAUCCAAUUAAGCAAAGAAAAAAGUUUUAUGAGGAGCAUAAAAAAGAAAUGGAUGAUGAAUACUUUUUUUUAGUAUUAGAAUCUGCUCAGACAAAUUCUGUUGAUAAACUGCAAAGACUUGAGCAUAGAAGAAACAAAAAUAUAAAAUUCUGA